UACAGUUGGUGUAAUAUAUAUAAGAUAGGAGAUCAGUAUGGAUUGUAACAUUCUUCUGCUUGUGACAUUUUUUAUAAUUAGCAAAGUGGCAUGUGCAGACAAUUGUGAACUUAGUGCUUUUUUUGCAAACUGCUCAAAGCGUGGUUUUUCGGAAAUUCCUAAGAACCUUCCAGAAUAUAUAACUAAACUCGAAUUAUCAGAAAAUGUCAUUACAAAGAUAGGAUCAAAGGCAUUUAAAAGAUAUGAUAAGCUACUAGUUUUACACUUAGCAAACAAUAACAUAAGUAUCUUAGACAGAGAUGCUUUUGAGGGCUUAUGCGAAUUAAAGGUGCUUUCUCUAACAGGAAAUCGAUUAGAUCAUACAAGAUAUCCGAACAAUGUUUUCCGUCCGCUAAAGAGCAUACAUGAACUUUAUCUUAAUCGAAACAUAAGAAGUCCACCUCCGUUUGAGCAAGAAAAAACUUGUGAAUAUUCCGAUAAAGCCUUCAGCUGGAUGGUUAAUCUGAAAAUUCUGUCAAUAGAUCUAUGUGGAAGCUCAAAUUUUGGCAUCGGAUUUCUCAAAUUGAUACAUUUACAGAAUCUUACAUUUGAUCAUUGUCUAGCUUGCAAUUUAACUCGAAAAACCUUUAGUAAUUUUCGAAAAUCCAACGUCACUGUGCUGAAUCUCAGUCGAUGCGAACUGUAUGAAAUGAGUGAAUCUAUUGACGCUGGAAUUUUAUAUCCUUUUUCAAAUGUGACAAGUCUUGAUUUAUCAAACUCGUACUUUAGCUUAAAGCACGCCCUCCAGCUUUUGUUGCCAUUCCGUAAUAAGAAAAUGGAUAUGAUAAAUUUUCAUCGUGUAAGUCGGAAUACUAGAAGCAGUCCAGAAAAUCCAUUUAAAAUUGUUAUAACAAGUGAAAUGAUGCAGUUUCUUAGAACUAUCUGUGUGAAAACUCUUAUCAUGUCAUACAACGGAAUUGUAGAUGCAAAACCCAAUUCAUUAUUUGUUUUUGAUCACCCGGAGUGCUUUGAGAAUAUAAUAAUAUCAGCAAAUAGUUUUUGGUUGGAAAAUACUCUCCAAUACAUCGAGGUUCUAAAAUUAGCAAGUACCAUGAUUAAUCUUCGACUAUUCGAUUAUUCAUACGUCCCGCUUAAGUUUACAUGUAUGAACUUUAUACUCCCGCCAAAUUCAGUGAUCUUAAACAAUGACAUGUUAUAUACAGAUAGAACCCUAACCAAUACAACGUUUUAUCUUCCAAUUAAACUGGAACAUCUGCGAUUCAGUCAUGUAAUGGCGUCUUCCCAACUGUUAAGCGUGAUAAUUAGAAAUACACUUUCACUGAAAUUCUUAGAUUUAUCGUAUGUUUCCUUCAAAGAGUUUCCUGAUAUUUUCAUGCCUGAAGGUAACGUUAUAGAACACCUAGAUUUUUCAGGAAUAGAUUCAAGACUAUAUGUUGAUAAAGGAGUUACUGAAUUAAUGGGAGAAGUAAAAACUCUCCUCGUACGUAAUGCUAAAUUAGAUCUGACAUUUAGAGAACGGAAAAAUGUCUUUAAAUAUUUAAGAAAUCGAACAAUUAAAAUUGAUAUAUCUCAUAAUCAUCUAUGGGCCCUUCCGAAGACAUUUCGUGUCAUGUCCAAUUUAGAACACAUUGAUUUAUCUUAUAACUCAUUUCGACAUUUUCCGAAGGCAUUGACAUCAAUUUAUAAUCUCAAAAAAGUAGAUUUGAGAUUUAAUCGGUUACUGACCUUAGACAAAAAAGUUACACAGUGGGCUGACGAUGUUUGCAAGAAACACAAUUUAUCAUUACUGUUUGCAGGAAAUGAAUUUGCUUGCAGUUGUGAAAAUCGACACUUUUUGAGGUGGCUAACACAAACAAACGUCUUAUUGGACAAAGACGGGCAUUAUCAUUGUCGAUUUCCUAAUGGAACAAGGACAAAUACUACCAAGGUUAUGGAACAAUUCCAUGAUACAUUUUCAGAUUGCGAUGCAAUCGCUUGGUUACGUAUAGGCGUCAUUUGCAUCGUUUCUUCCUUUGUCAUCAUUUGUUUAUCGGCUGUACUUUAUCAGUUCAGAUGGAGAAUGGCAUAUUUUUUCUAUCGAAAACUAAAAAUGAACUAUGUAAUCGAAUCGGAAGACGUUGAAUUCAGGUAUGAUAUCUUCGUUGCAUAUGCAUCUGAUUGCUGCGAAUGGCUUAAAGGUUCAUUAAUACCGAUACUAGAACAGGAAUGGAAAUUGAAUGUCUGUGUGAAAGAUCGUGAUUUCCCGGUAGGGGAAGAUCGAGCAGAUACUGUCAUCAACAGCAUGCGAAAUAGUAAGUUUAUAAUUUUCAUAAUUACACCAGAAUUUAUUAAAAGAAAAUGGGGAAAGUUCGAGAUUGAAAUGGCUAAAUAUGAAAUGUUUGAGCAUAGAAAACAGAAACGCAUUAUUGUCAUAAUGAAAGACGGCACAUUAAAAGAGGACGUUCCUAUUGAAUUUAGUCUUAUAUGGAAAGAUGUCAUAAUGAUCGAAUGGCCAAGCGAUGACAUAAAUACCGAAAAUGUGUGGUAUGAUUUAAAGUUGCAGUUGGGUUGAGAUUGUGGUAUCCGUUAAGGAAUUGGUGUAAUGAAUAGUGAAUUUGAAAGAGCUAUCUUGUUAGCAUGUACAUAUUGCAAUAAAGAGUUAUGGAUAUUGACAUUCAAUAUAAGAGACGAUCAAUUUUUGUUUUAUCAUAACUUGAUUGGUAGAAAAUGAAUUUAAUUAUUUUUCUGCAAAAUAAUCUGGAAAUAUUUUCCUUCGAUUAACUCUUUUUAUAAAUAUCUCGACAAACCAGAGUAUGCUUUAUUUUGAAUAUAAAGUAUGCGCAUGUUAAUGAUUUGAAAAUUAUCUUUUUAAAAAUUAAAAUAAAUA
Messenger RNA from Mytilus californianus (California mussel), 2866 nucleotides. RefSeq names its product toll-like receptor 6. The record is from RefSeq and is a predicted model, not a curated record. NCBI's taxonomy places the organism in Eukaryota, Metazoa, Mollusca, Bivalvia, Mytilida, Mytilidae. Bases 38 to 2551 code for a protein of 837 amino acids. Gene Ontology annotation, cellular component: membrane. The transcript has a single exon. Gene Ontology annotation, molecular function: protein binding; transmembrane signaling receptor activity. Gene Ontology annotation, biological process: toll-like receptor signaling pathway; inflammatory response; immune response.